AUGGGCAAGUACAGCGCGAGAGCGAGAGCAGAAGCAGGGUUCAAAGCCAGACACUUUGGCGUGCUAUGGAUCAUCCGCGCAGUAGCCCCUCAAAUUCAACGCAGCCAAACAAACCCCAGGACGAUCGAUUUAUUUCUGGGCAAGGGCACACGCGAUAGAUGCCGGCCGGACCUUAUAGGCGACUUUCCAUCUCGAGUCCUGCUGUUCCCCUCGUCUCACCCCUCUCUCGACACUCCGCUCGCAACAAAUCCCCUCAAGGUGUACGGUACGCACAACUCGUACCAUCGGCGCACGAACAUUCCUGGGUUGGGCAAGUUUUGGAAGUACGAGUUCCCUUCCAUCCCUGCGCAGCUGGAUGCCGGGGUGCGCCACCUGGAGUUAGACGUCCACUACGAUUGGAAGACCGGCAGGUGA
Molecule: messenger RNA, 414 nt
Organism: Ectocarpus sp. CCAP 1310/34
Lineage: Eukaryota; Phaeophyceae; Ectocarpales; Ectocarpaceae
Source: the annotation of a GenBank genome assembly